ACGAAUGUUGUUUACAAAUUUACGCUACAGCUGCGUGCAUCAGUCGUAAAUAUUGCCGAGUUUUUCGUUUGAGUUCCAAUAUAAUUUACAUCUGAAAAUGCCAAAGGUUGUUUCAAGAAGUAUUGUUGUUUCAGACACCAAAGAUCAAGAAGAACAAGAAGAGAAACCCCUCCAAUCCUAUUACUGCUUAUGUGGCCAGUUUACAUUAAUUUUGGAUUCUCUCCUUGAAAAAUUGCCACUGAGACAAAGGGAUGGUUCACGUGUCAUUGACGGUUCCAAACAAGUUAACAAGAUAACCUGUGAUCCUGAUGAAAUCAUUUACAUCAGACGUGAAGAAGGCAUUGAAAAGCAGCAUAGGUUUUGCUGCAAAAAGUGUGGCCUUCAACUUUACUACAAGCAUGACCCAAAAAGCAAUGUAACUUUUAUUAUAAAAGGUGCUUUAGUGAGAUCAGGUGAAGGACAGCUAAGAAGCAUGUUCAAUACCUUAAGUGUAGAAGGUGCUCAGAAACAACCACAGAAGACCCUGGUCACAAAACACACCAAGAACAUGGGUAAGUUUUCUUCUGUCACUGUGUCUACUAUUGAAGAUGAAGAGGACGAAAUGGAAGAGAGGGAAGUGGCCGACUCGUACGCCAACAACGCACGAAUUAUUGAGAAACAGUUGGUUAGGAAAGGAGGCUUGAAACGCAAGACAGACAUUCCUGAAACUGAAACACAAAAGAAACUUGUUCGAGGUACAUUAAUCGAUAAGUAAAACUCCCCAUUCUUACUAUGUGACAAACUAUGUCAUUCAAUUUCGAAUUUUUGUUCAAAUUUUCUAAUAAAAUGCUUUUGACAAAAAAUUAAGCUUUUCAGUUCAAUCACAAA
Daphnia pulex (common water flea) is the source of this 867-nucleotide messenger RNA. RefSeq names its product STING ER exit protein-like. The coding region runs from base 98 to 754 and encodes 218 amino acids. The record is from RefSeq and is a predicted model, not a curated record. NCBI's taxonomy places the organism in Eukaryota, Metazoa, Arthropoda, Branchiopoda, Diplostraca, Daphniidae. The transcript has 4 exons.